AUGGCCGCCAAUGGACAGAAUGGCGCCGACGCCGCCACGACGCUGGGCCCCGAGUUCACAAAGGAGGUCAUCAACUCCAUGGGCCCCAACACGGACCCGCGACUGCGCGAGAUCAUGACGUCGCUCAUCGGCCACCUGCACGACUUUGCGCGCGACGUGCGGCUGACGAGCGACGAGUGGCUGGCGGGCGUCAACAUGAUCAACUGGGCUGGCCAGAUGAGCAACGAGAAGAGGAACGAGGGGCAGCUCAUCUGCGACAUUCUGGGGAUGGAGUCCCUCGUCGACGAUAUUACCUACACUGCCGCCACCAAGGCAUCCUCCAACCUCACAGCCUCAGCCAUCCUGGGCCCCUUUUACCGCGAAGACCACCCUGUCCGCCAGAACGGCACCACCAUCUCCUUUGACACACCCAAGGACGCCCAGGUCGCCUACAUGCACGGCCGCGUCACGGAUGCCGCGACCGGAAAGCCCCUCGCCAACGCGGAGAUUGACAUUUGGCAGGCGUCCACCAACGGCUUGUACGAGCAGCAGGACCCGGACCAGAAGGAUCUCAACUUGCGCGGCAAGUUCAUCACGGACGAGGAGGGACGGUAUGCGCUGUACUGUCUCCGACCAACACCCUAUCCGUUGCCCCCCGAUGGCCCUGCUGCCCAAAUGCUGCGCGCCAUGGAUCGUCACUUUUACCGCCCCGCGCACAUCCACUUCCUCGUCCGCGUACCCGGGUACAAGCAGCUGGUGACGCAGAUCUUUGACAGGGACUGCAAGUACCUCGAGAACGACACGGUGUUUGCCGUCAAGCCGGAGUUGGCGGUGGAGUUUAAGCCGCGCAAGGGCGGUCCGGAGGCGGAGUGGGAUCUGGAGUAUGACAUCAAGCUGGGGGCUACCGGGGCGUAACUUGUACGAGAGUAUUUGUCUAUUGAAGUUCCUUGUCAAUGUUGAGCGAGCUUUUGUUGAAGUUUUCUUUGGGUUGUGGAUGUGAUGGACAGGGUGCUAGGCUUUGGUCCAUUCUCUCCAAGAAAUUGUGUUCUUCUAAGAGUGACUUGUUAAAUCUGAUUCGUCUUGUUUUUAUGUCCUCACCGACGACUUCAAAAGUCAACCAUGGACAGCUGAUAGGUCUCGUUUACGCCCAGCAACGAGUGUCAACCGCAGAGUAUGGCCAAGUGACAAUUCAUAUAAAUCAAUGCUAUGCUAUAUCGGACAUCAAAUCCUACAAUCUCGGCUGCUCCUCCUGCUCCGACCCAAUGACCACACCAUUCGGCAGCUGAAGCCCUAUCGGCAGACCGCAGAUAAACUUGCCACUGUACUUCUGCCCGUUCUGCGCCGCAAUCUUCUCCUCAAUGUCCCUGUACAUGUCGU
Molecule: messenger RNA, 1356 nt
Organism: Emericellopsis atlantica
Lineage: Eukaryota; Fungi; Ascomycota; Sordariomycetes; Hypocreales; Bionectriaceae
Product: putative dioxygenase
Exons: 3
Coding region: 1-894 (297 amino acids)
Biological process (GO): catechol-containing compound metabolic process
Molecular function (GO): ferric iron binding; catechol 1,2-dioxygenase activity
Source: RefSeq, a predicted model, not a curated record